This is a messenger RNA of Hyaloscypha bicolor E, 2211 nucleotides long. RefSeq lists its product as uncharacterized. The record is from RefSeq and is a predicted model, not a curated record. Bases 1 to 2211 code for a protein of 736 amino acids. The transcript is spliced from 8 exons. NCBI's taxonomy places the organism in Eukaryota, Fungi, Ascomycota, Leotiomycetes, Helotiales, Hyaloscyphaceae.
AUGCACACUUCAUCUCCCUCGCGGCGACCAAACCCCUACAGUGUUGUCCCCUCUCGUGCAGGUCACCUCGACGCGUCGGCAAGUCAGUGGGACAGGGAGAACUUCAGGAGUCCUGAGAUCGAUAAAAAUAGGGGCGAUACCCCACAAAACAUUAUUGUGGGAAUAGAUUAUGGUACAACCUUCACCUCUGUCUCAUAUCACAUCCCGUCAGACGAAGACAAUCACACACGAGUCUUUUCGCACGAAGUUGGUGUCAUUACUGAAUGGCCACAUGAUGGAUUUGAAGGCUCGAAAAUGCAUAUUCCAACCGAGACCUGGUAUUCUUCGGUUCCCAAAUUUCGUGGCCGUCCCGUUGGUCAAUUUGAACUCAGCAACUCUGACUCGGAGUCCACCUCCAGUGACGAUGAAGAUCCACGGGCAGGUCGCUCUACUUCAAGUGAUUCCGGCCGGGAUGAGGAUGACUUGACCAGAUUCUUUUGGGGUUAUGAAGUGUCAUAUAAGAAGCAUGUUGAACUUGCACCACGGAGUGAGCAUCGCCGUAUCGAGCACUUAAAAUCCAUGCUCCUACAAGCAGAGUACGCCCACGACGAUCAGAGAGAAAUACGGCCACGUAUCGACAGACUCAUCGCCGAGAAGAUCAUUCGGAAAUUCGGGACAACAGAAGUCCCUGACAGUCAAGACGUGCAAGAUCCUAUCACAGAUUUUCUUGUACCGGUCUUGCGUCACACACGGCAUCAGUUGAUCAAGCACGAGGGGCUCAAUGAUCACUGCUCUAUUUCAUUCGUGUUGACCGUGCCACUUAUCUGGGAUACUACAUCGUGGCGAAUUCUUCAGACUGCCAUGGAAGCGGCGAUUCGUGAGACAAAUUUUGGGAAACUUAGCCACGGAAGCGUCGAUAAUCUUUUUAUCAUCUCUGAGCCGGAGGCGGCAGCAACCUAUUUGUUGGGAAACUCUAAAGAUAUGCUGGCCGGAGAAACAUUCACCGUUCUAGACUGUGGUGGUGGGACCGUUGAUGGGACCACAUAUACGGUGACCAACUCCUAUCCUUUGAGCCUGGGCGCGGAAGUUGGCGAACCAGGUGGAGAUAAUUGUGGGGCUAGCUAUCUGAACAAGAAUUAUGCAAACCUUCUAUUGGAGAGACUCGCCGGAGAGACAUACCUGGAAGACAAUGGCAACACUUUGGAAGCAAUAGUCCAGGGUACAAUUUACACAUUUGAAAACUUCGUCAAACGCACCAUAGAUGUUACCAAAAAUCCAAGCGGGCGCGUAAAGAUCAAUGGACUUCUCGGUGAUCGACGGAGAGGAUUGGUUGGGGCAGCAGCAAAGGGAUUUGAAGACAACAUUUUGAUUCUCGGCCCGGCCGAUUACGCCGCCAUUUUCUUGCCACUCCUCAAACGUGUAGCCAAAGUCUUGAAAGGACAACUCGACGGUGCGAUGGUGAAAGGCCAACAGGUGAAGAGAGUUUACGUCAUUGGCGGUUUUGGAGCCGCUCCUUCCUUACGAAGUUAUCUGAAGAAUUUUCUCGUCGAAUACUCCAAGGAGGCCCAUCUGUCUUACCCGAUUCAACUGGUACUAUCAAAUAAGAAAACCUGUGAAACUGCAGUCUCCAGCGGAUCCGUUCUCAGAGGGGCGAAUUUGAGUGGUGGCCCGGAGAGAGAAGCUUAUUCCAGCUAUGGAUUUCUUCGGAAUGAGCUCUACAAUCCCGAACAAUUCAUGGGACAUCGAAACGCUGAAACAUUCAUUGAUCCUUGUGACGGAGAACAAUACGUCAAGGUUAUCCAUUAUUUUAUCCACCAUGGCGAUGUUUUACCUCCUAUGCAUACAUACAAGCCUUUGAAGUCGGCCCAUGCCUUUCCGAUAGAUAGUGAACGGCUUCUCUGCGACGAAUUCUUGUACGUGAAUGACAAACCCACCGCGUCCAACUAUCCUUUGGACCAUGAAUACAACAAUGGUGCACGUAUCGUGGGCAAGCUUGUCUCGGAUAUGACCUUUCUGAGAGAUGAUAGACUGAUCCGCCCAAGAGCACCUCGGCCGAACGCAGACGGAAUGAAGCAAGGCAUGGCUCACUAUGAGGUCACAUUUGAUUUGGUUGCCAUCAUAGAGUGUAGAAAUCUGCGGUAUGAGGCACGAUAUCCCGCGAACAAUUCCGGAAAAGUCCAGAAGACAGAUCAGGUCUGCAUUGCUGCUGCUCUUAAGCCAGGAACUGGGUAG